CUGCUGCUUAGAAAGUGAAUUCUUUACAAGCGACCCGUAUGCAUGUGAACCUACUGAUCUCCCAAAGUAUCCACCGAGUAAAGAAAUGGAUGCAAAGCGACGAGAUGAAGAAACUCGGAGACAAAGAGCUGCUAGUAAAGCCCAAGGAGAUGGUGCAAGGAAGAAUAGGCACAGAGAGCGUUCAAAUAGAGCACUUCCAGCUCCAGAAGCUAAUGCAGAACUUCAGUCAAAUGUCGAUAGGAGGAGAUUAAUCACACACGCAAACGCAAAAAGCAAGAGCGAGAAGUUUCCGCCACCACACCAGGACGGUGGAGCAAUGGGGGUACCAUUGGGAGCCUCGCAGCACAUAGACCCGACGUUCGUCCCACCAGACAUGGCGUCAUCCUUCACUUCCACUUCUUUCAAUUUUUCGAAAGAUGAACCGCCAACACAAGUUCAGACCUGGUCAGGUCCUCUGGGUCAUCCCAUCACAGGCAUUUCAAGAAGGAAGAAAGAUAGUACCAAAAGCAGCAAAGGGAAGAGAGCAGUGGUGGCUUGAGCCAGAAAAAUAUAAUUGCAAAUGCUCUCUUUCAUCCAUUUAUAACAAUGUAAGUGGUAACUUUAUUAUUCUUUGUUGCUUCUUGAAAAGAAAGUGUUUUAUUCUUUUCAAAUUUGCGUAGACUUGUCAUGUGUUUAUAAUUAUUAUGACGUUAUAUUAUGUAAUAUACACUACCUUUUUGUUGCUAUUAUAUUAA
Molecule: messenger RNA, 734 nt
Organism: Brassica napus (rape)
Lineage: Eukaryota; Viridiplantae; Streptophyta; Magnoliopsida; Brassicales; Brassicaceae
Product: probable serine/threonine-protein kinase At1g54610
Exons: 4
Coding region: 86-538 (150 amino acids)
Source: RefSeq, a predicted model, not a curated record